AUCUAUCUGUAUAUAUAUGUAUGUAUGUAUAUGUAUGUUGUUGAAUGGUUUGCUGCAGUGUGCAAAGCAGUCCAGUGAACAGUAGAAGCCUGGUAAUAUAACCUCAUGAGGCAGCAGUCCUGGUAUUAAACUACAGCCGCUCACAGCGCUUUGUUUGAAAGCCCCACAGUGUUUGUUUCGAUGGACGCGACUCAUCCACAGUGUUCCAGUUAGAAGCCCUUCUCUCUGUUUUCUUCAGAUGAGUGAAGAUGUCAUCUUUGAGAGUCAAGCCAGGGCAGAGGUUGACAAUGUUGGAUUGGCACACCAACAGCCACCUGAUCUCCAGCAACGCAGAGAGGCAGCGCUGGGGCUCACACUGUACCCGCCAGGAGGCACGCGGACUGCGCUAUGAGACCAGCAACAAGAGUAAAUGGGACGAGCAGGACACCUGCACACGUCUGUCUGACAGGAUUGACGAGGUGACCAAGUGGAAGGACAGUUUGCUAAAGUGUCUGGAUGACGUGGACACAGAAAUCAAGGCUCUGAGUAUAGUGAAAGAGAGCACAGAAAAGGCUCUGGCAGCGACAUCACUUCCUCUGGAUGUGGCGAUCGAGUGUCUGACGCUGCGCGAGGGUCGCUGUGGUAACGACCUGGUGAGAGACCCUGUGGAGGCGGAGCUACACAAAGAGGUGGAGGUGAUUGACAGGGCCCGGAAGGUGCUGCAGCAGAAAGUGAGCCAGGCCAUUGAACAGCUCUGUUUACUGCAGGAGGUCUGGCAGCAGCUGACCUUUGACCUGUGGCAGAAGAAUGAGGCUUUGGAUGUGGAUCAAAGCUGCCUGUCACUCAACGUGAACUCUGCAGGUUUGUCUCUGAAACUGAGCCCCUCCCGUGUGCCUCCAUGGUCUGUGAGGUUGAGAAGGUCUCCACAGUCUGGAGUCUGGUCUCUGAGAAGCUCAACAUACCUGUCAAUCAACAGGGACUCCUCUACAAAGGCAAGGCGCUGGCAGGUAGGCUGCACAGCACAGCACAGCACUCAGGAUUACGAGCAGAGCCUGUGCUUGUUGAGUCUGGAUGAUAUGGAGCAGCUGGCGACCCACAUGCUUCACCCUGAGGCUGUGGAGUGCAUGGAGCUGUCCCUCCUGGACUGAGGAAUACUGCUGCUGCCCGCUGCCUUCCCUCCUCGCCCCUCGCCCCUCGCCCCUCGCCCCUCUUGUUUCUUAGUGCAUCUGCCAGUGCUUCUCACCCACUGAGCAAGGCAUUGAGCAGUGCCAGAUCCUGUUUCACAAUGCUGCUAUAUAUUUACUGACUAUUCUUUAAUUAGAACAUUGUAUAUGUUUGGUAAGAUAGACCA
This is a messenger RNA of Polyodon spathula (Mississippi paddlefish), 1330 nucleotides long. RefSeq names its product tektin-2-like. Gene Ontology annotation, biological process: cilium movement involved in cell motility; cilium assembly. The transcript has 6 exons. The record is from RefSeq and is a predicted model, not a curated record. Gene Ontology annotation, cellular component: nucleus; microtubule cytoskeleton. NCBI's taxonomy places the organism in Eukaryota, Metazoa, Chordata, Actinopteri, Acipenseriformes, Polyodontidae. Bases 249 to 1127 code for a protein of 292 amino acids.